UCGAUUUUCUCUCUCUAGAUUCUCGCACUUUCUCUCUCUAGACCGAAAAAAUCUCACUAUUUCGGUGGUUCUGAGUUCCAAUUAGGCUGAUUAAUCGGGGCAGAAUCGGAAUCGAAUUGCGGUGGGGAAGGGCAUUAGGGUUUCUUCUGUUUUGUUCGUGCGGAGAGAAAUGAUUUGGGAUCGAUCUAGGGUUUUGUGGGAAUUGGUGAAGAAAUUGAGAGAGGAUUAGGGGAAUCGGUGGGCGUGUGGAGCAGAGGGUUGGGAAUUGAUGGUUCUCGUGGAAGGGAUUAAAGAUGGUGGGAUCGAAGGAGGGAUAGGGAUUGGGGAAAAUGCAAGGCUAUGCAUGGGAUUGGGCGGGCUUCUGAGGAGAGCAAACAGAGUCAGCACAUGUGGACAGUCCCCACGCGUGCGAUCGUAGCCGCCUCAGCCGAUGGUUCUUCCUCGUCUUCAGCUUAUUCGUUCUGCAAGGAUGGACGCAAGAUCAGUGUUGGUGACUGUGCUCUUUUCAAACCCCCUCAGGAUUCCCCACCUUUCAUUGGAAUAAUUCGUUGGUUGGCUGUGAGUAAAGAGGAUAAGUUAAAGGUAGGUGUUAACUGGCUUUAUCGUCCUGCUGAAGUAAAGCUUGGCAAAGGCGUCCUGUUGGAAGCUGAGCCAAACGAAAUCUUCUAUUCCUUUCAUAAGGAUGAGAUUCCUGCUGCAUCGUUACUUCAUCCGUGUAAAGUUGCAUUCCUUCCUAAAGGUGUUGAGCUUCCAUCAGGGAUUUCGUCAUUUGUGUGUCGGCAGGUUUAUGAUGUUACAAACAAGUGUUUAUGGUGGCUAACUGAUCAAGAUUAUAUUAAUGAGCAUCAGGAAGAAGUAGAUAAGCUGUUAGAUAAGACGCGAAUUGAAAUGCAUGCAACAUUGCAGCCAGGUGGCCGAUCUCCAAAGCCAAUGAGUGGUCCAACAUCAACAUCACAGUUAAAAGCUGGUUCAGACAGUGUUCAAAAUAGUGCCUCGCCCAUUCCUUCUCAAGUCAAGGGGAAGAAAAGGGAGCGCGGAGAUCAGGGCUCUGAGCCUGUCAAACGAGAGCGUACUACAAAAUUAGAUGAUGGGGAUUCUGCUCACAGUAGACUGGAAAGCAAUUUAAAAUCUGAAGCUGCCAAAAUUACAGAGAAAGGAGGAGGCCUUAUAGACUCUGAAGGGGUUGAGAAACUGGUGCAGCUCAUGCUGGCUGACAGAAAUGAGAAAAAAAUAGAUUUGGCAGGGCGGUCAACGCUUGUUGGUGUUAUUGCAUCCACAGAUAAGUUCGAUUGCCUUAGCCGGUUUGUGCACCUCAGGGGUUUGUCUGUAUUAGAUGAAUGGCUCCAAGAGGUGCACAGGGGAAAGAUUGGCGAUGUUAGUGUCACCAAGGAUGGUGAUAAAUCUGUUGAGGAGUUUCUUUUGCUUUUACUUCGUGCACUUGAUAAGCUCCCUGUAAAUCUUAAUGCCCUACAAAUGUGCAAUAUUGGGAAGUCUGUGAAUCAUUUGCGUACUCAGAAAAACUUGGAAAUCCAGAAGAAAGCAAGAAGUUUAGUUGACACAUGGAAGAAACGUGUUGAGGCUGAAAUGAACAUCAAUGACGCAAAGUCUGGUUCAAAUCAGGCUGUUGCCUGGUCUGCAAGGCCACGUCUUCCAGAAGUUUCCCAUGUUGGGAACAGACACUCGGGUGCAUCCACUGAUGUUGCAAUGAAGAGCUCAGUUACACAGCUUUCUGCAUCCAAAACUGCUUCAGUAAAGGUUAUCCAGGGGGAGAGCACUUCUCGGUCUGCAUCUGCAUCCCCAGGGUCUAUGAAAUCAGUGCCAUCACCUGCACUGGCAACUACUAGUUCAAAAGAUGGCCAGCCUCGACAUGGUGCUGGCAUAGCCUCUGAUCUUCCUUUGGCUACAGUGAAGGAUGAGAAAAGCAGCAGUUCUAGUCAGUCUCACAACAGUCAAUCUUGUUCGAGUGACCAUACUAAAACUGGGGGUGUUUCAGGGAAGGAGGAUGCAAGGAGCCCUAAUCCUGGUUCAGUGGGUGGAAAUAAGAUUUCAGGUGGUUCUUCACGGCAUCGGAAGUCAGUAAAUGGCCUCCCUGGCUCCACUCUAUCUGGAGUUCAAAGGGAAAGUGGAUCAAGCAGGAGUUCCUUGCACAAAAAUCCAACCUCAGAAAAACAGUCACAAGCAGGAUUAUCAUGUGAAAAGGCACUUGAUGGGCCCAUUAUCGAGGGUAAUAGUCAUAAGUUGAUUGUUAAGAUUCCAAAUCGAGUUCGCAGUCCUGCACAAAGUGCCAGUGGAGCAUCAUUUGAAGACCCUUCAAUUGUGAAUAGCAGAGCUUCUUCUCCUGUACUUUCAGAGAAGCAUGAUCCAUUUGAUCGUAGCUUGAAGGAAAAGAGUGAUGCUUUUCGAGCUAAUAUUCCUUCAGAUGUGAAUACUGAGUCAUGGCAAAGCAAUGAUUUCAAAGAUGUACUUACCGGAUCUGAUGAGGGUGAUGGAUCACCUGCUGCCAUUACAGAUGAAGAGCGAUGUCAGACUGGUGAUGACUGUAAAAAAAUUUCAGAAGCUAAAGCUGCUUCCUCAUCAUCAGGAAAUGAACAUAAACCAGGGAAUUCACAGGAGGAUUCUUUGCGCUCCAUAAAUGCUUUGAUUGAAAGUUGCAAGUACUCAGAAGCUAAUGCAUCUAUGCCCAUUGGCGAUGAUGUUGGAAUGAACCUCCUUGCUAGUGUGGCUGCUGGAGAGAUGUCUAAGUCUGAUUUGGCUUCACCCAUGGAUUCUCCGCAAAGAAACACACCUACAGUUGAGCACUCAUGCACGGGUAGUGAUUUGAAAGUCAAAUCAUCCCCUGUAGAUGACCUAGCUCCAAACCAUUGCCAGUCUAGUGAUGGUGCUGAUGUUGAGCAUGAGAAACAGGGUAUAAUUUGCAGUAGUGUUGGGCUUAAAAAUGGAGAAGGUAAUCCUGCUUCUUUUGUGUCUGAAGAGAAUUUUGUAGGGGGGCACAAUGGACAUUUUAAUUCUUCUAGUAUCGACUUGCAGCAAACUGCAGGCCCAUGUGUAGAAAGCAAUGGAGAGUCAACUGAAAUAAUAGUAGCUGCUACAGUGGCUUCCUCCACCGGAGGUGCUAUGGAGAAAACCAUGGAUAUUGAAAGGGGCAAACCUCUUCAAGAUAAAAAGACAGUUGGCGAGGUGAAUGCAAAUGCCAUUCCAGAUGCUAAAGAAAACCCAAGUGAUUCUUUGUUGGACAACGAUAAAGCCAUGCUUGAAGUCCAGAUGGAAGCCGUUGAAGGCUCAUCAUCGUACCCAUCUUUAGAAUUUGAUGCCAAGAGCAAGAACUUUAUGAAUGAAGGGUUGAACAGUGGUGUGAAGACAGAGCAGAAACCUCCUGCUUUGAUGGAUCAUUCUGAGACUGUGAAAGGAAUCAAUGAAGUGCUGCAUCCUUCUGGUGGUGGGAAAGACUUGGUUCCCAAAAAUAUCAUUGAAUUGAAGGCUGAGAAGGAUGAGGAAAGAGAUUCAAGGAGUCAUGUUACUCAGACUGAAGUGCGAAGUAAUGAGCCGGAAGCUAGUGCGUCUACGAGCCCUGAGAAUCAAACUUUAGUUGGGUUGGGUUCAGUCGAUGCUGAUCAUGAUGGUGAGUAUCUGCAGGGGAACUUGGAAACCAAAGAAGGUAAUGAGCAACAUGGUAGACCAGCUUCUCACAAGGUGUCACGUGGAUUCCCUCUGCAGGAAGCAGAACAGCGUGAGAAAUCUAGGGGAUCCAAGUUGACUGGCGCAGAAGCAGAUGAUUCUGAGGAAUGUACAUCAACCACUGCAGAUGCUUCUUCUAUGUCUGCUGCAAGGGUGUCAGAUAUGGAUGCAAAAGUGGAAUUUGAUUUGAAUGAAGGCUUUACUGUUGAUGAUGGAAAACUUGGGGAGACAAGUAACUUGACAGCACCAGGAUGUUCAGCUGCCAUUCAUUUGGUUAGCCCAUUACCUUUUCCUGUUUCUUCUGUGUCCAGUGGUCUUCCUGCUUCGAUUACAGUGGCUGCUCCUGCAAAAGGGCCAUUUGUUCCGCCAGAUGACCUAUUGAAGAGUAAGGGGGGGCUUGGUUGGAAGGGAUCAGCAGCCACCAGUGCCUUUCGGCCAGCUGAACCUCGGAAGGCUCAUGAGAUGCCACAGGGCACUGCAAGCAUUCCUCCUGAUGCUACAGCUGGCAGGCAGAGUCGCCCUCCUUUGGAUAUUGACUUGAAUGUACCUGAUGAAAGAAUUCUUGAGGAUUUUGCUUCUCGAGAUUCUGCUCAGGAGCCAGGUAGUUUAUCUGGCCCAACAAAUAAUCAUGAAAUGGCACAUGAGGAACUGAUGAUUUCUACACCUGUUCGUUGCUCUGGAGGGCUUGAUCUUGAUUUGAACCUUGCCGAUGAUGCUUCUGAUAUGGGCAAUUACUCAACAAGCAAUGGUCGUAGAAUGGAUGUCCCACUUGUGCCAGUCAAAUCAUCAUCAGGUGGCCCUCUUAAUGGUGCAGCAAGUGUCCGCAGAGACUUUGAUUUGAACAAUGGGCCUGUUGUUGACGAGAUGAGUGCUGAACCUUCACCGUUUAGCCAGCUUGCAAGGAGCAGUUUUCCAUCCCAACCUGCUGUUUCUGGCCUUCGUAUGAGCAAUACAGAAAUGGGAAACUUCUCAGCAUGGUUUCCUUCAGGAAGCACUUAUUCGGCAGUUGCUAUUCCGUCAAUUAUGCCUGAUCGAGGGGAGCAGCCUUUCCCGAUUGUUGCAACUGGUGGGCCGCAAAGGUUGUUGGGUCCAACUGGUGGAAGCAACCCAUUCAGUCCUGAUGUCUACAGGGGGUCAGUGUUGGCAUCCUCUCCUGCAGUGUCCUUCCCCUCCAGCCCUUUUCAGUACCCGGUCUUCCCCUUUGGAACCAGCUUUCCACCGCCUUCAGCCACUUUCUCUGGUGGUUCAACAACAUAUGUGGAUUCAUCACCUGCUGCGAAGGUUUGCUUCCCCGCACAGUUUUUGGGACCUGCUGGUGCAGUUUCAUCCCAUUACCCUAGGCCUUAUGUUGUUAGUUUCCCUGAUGGUAGCAAUAACAGUAGUGCUGAGAGCAGUAGGAAAUGGGGAAGGCAGGGUUUUGACCUCAAUGCUGGGCCUGGAGGCCUAGAGGUAGAAGGGAGAGACGAGAGUUCUCCUCUUCCACCAAGGCAACUGUCCGUUGCCAGUUCACAGGCUAUAGGAGACGACCAAGCAAGGAUGUACCAGGUGGCUGGUGGUGCUGUAAAGAGGAAGGAGCCAGAGGGAGGGUGGGAUGGGUUCAAGCAAUCACCGUGGCAGUAGAAGUGAGCAUUGCACAAUCCUAUGACCCAUGAAAGCUUGUAAGUUCCUGAUUCUGUAUUUGCCACUUCUGAUGUGCAAAGUCUAGUCACCAGAGAGAGGGGGAGAGAGGGGAUCUCUCUGUAAUGUUUGUUGGAUUGUGCAAAGGAAUGAGAAAAAUGGGAAAAGGUUUUGGUAAAGCGUAAUUUUUAAAUGACGAGGAAUUUUUUUUUUUUUUUAGUGUUUUCUCCAUGUAUGUAACUCUUUCCUUUCCUCGCUGGCUAAAUAAGAGAAGUAAGAUUUAUUUA
This is a messenger RNA of Corylus avellana, 5579 nucleotides long. RefSeq lists its product as uncharacterized. The record is from RefSeq and is a predicted model, not a curated record. Lineage: Eukaryota; Viridiplantae; Streptophyta; Magnoliopsida; Fagales; Betulaceae. Gene Ontology annotation, molecular function: chromatin binding. Gene Ontology annotation, cellular component: nucleus.